Salpingoeca rosetta is the source of this 5267-nucleotide messenger RNA. RefSeq lists its product as uncharacterized. The transcript has 2 exons. The record is from RefSeq and is a predicted model, not a curated record. Bases 1800 to 4997 code for a protein of 1065 amino acids. Lineage: Eukaryota; Choanoflagellata; Craspedida; Salpingoecidae.
CCAUCUUCAACGCAAAUGAAGAAAUCUAUGCAAAAUUUCCAUCCAAUUUUCGUCUCUGCCGUGAACGUUCUCGCGCGGUAGCAGCUACGAGCACGCAGCGAACAGCCGACACCACACGCACGCACCAUCACCAACCAUCAUUACCACCUCACGACUAUCCAUCAACCACAACACCCCACAACGGCAACAAUGGCCAGCAGCAACACAGACUGCAGGUUCUUCCUGUUCUCAACUUGCUCAAAGGUAGGGUAGCCUGGCGUAUGAGUGAAUUAGAAAACAACCCCCUUGUUAGUUGAACUCGCGAGCCCUUGCUUGUAUGUCGGUUUGUGUCUGUGCUUGUGUUUGUGUUUGUUUGUCUGUGUUUGUCUGUGUGUCUGUGUGUCUGUGUGUCUGUGUGUGUCUGUGUGUGUCUGUGUGUGUCUGUGUGCACCUUGCCUUCCCACCUUUCUCCCCUCCUUCGAGGCUCCCUUUCCUACCGUCGCUUUCCUCUCUCUCCCUCUCUCCCUUUCUCUCUCUCUAUCUGUUCGUCAAUCUGCUCGUUUGUCGCGGGGCGAGGGCGCAAGGUGAUGGGGAAGCGGCUUGUGUCUCCUGUGCUCCGUGUUGUGUUGAGUGACGUGCCCUCCGUGUGCCUUGGCAGCCGUGUCCAUGUCACCUCGGCCGGUCCACACCCCACACCCCACAGCACCCAGACACAACAAGAAGCAAACACACCACAACAAGAAGCAAACACGCCACAACAAGAAGCACCUCCACCCCCACCAUUGCCAUUGCACGACAAGUGCCAAGGCCAACACCCAAACUUGCGCAAAUACACGCAAACACACACACGCGCACGCGCUGUAACGUGUUUGUCUUUUUUUUUCCUCGAGUUGCUUCCUCUCCCCCGCCCGUCCCUUUCAUGUCGUCUGUGUUCUGCCCUUCCCCAUCAGGUUCUGGUGGUCUUGAUCACCAGAGCCAGCCUCGCCCUAUGCUCCCUUUCUGUUGGCUGCACGUCUGUCCCACAUCCUGCUGGAGAGUGUGCGUUGCUCUGUUGGUCACACCCAACCAACAACGUUGUAUUCCAGUUUCCCAUGUGUGCUGUCCGUCUGCAUGGUGGACACAAAACAGCGCAGUGGCUGUGGUCCACACACGCACACACCCCUCCGCCCCACCACCUCUCUUCUCUGUCGUCUCUUGCCUUGUGCUCGUCAGCCCUUGACCUUGGGGCGUGCAAUCGCGUCAUCCACUCGACAUCAGCUUCAUGGGCAGUGACACAGUCAUCGUCAUGAUCGCGGUCGUCUCCACCCUCUCCACUCUUUCAUUCCGAUUCAACCAACAUCCAUCCAUCUUCCACUCAUGAUGACGAUGCAACUUCGCGUGCCCCUCUCCCCCUGAACUGAACUUCUUCUGGUUCCCGCGACCCCUUCUCCGGGACUCGGCACGCCCUCCAUCACCCUCGUCAUCUUCCACCAACCCGAAUCACAACCUGAACAACCUGACCGACGACAACGCCCACCGGCCCCUUCGUUAACGACGUCUCGUCCAUUGUCUCUUCUUUCGUCGCAACACAGGGCGCGGCAUGCCCCUUCCGACACUCGGAAGCGGCCCUCAAGACAAACAUUGUCUGCCCGCACUGGAAGAACGGCGAGUGCACCAACCCCGGCUGUAAACUGAGGCACUUUGAGGACACCAAGGACCGCAGCACUGUGCCUUGCUACUGGGAAACACAGCCGGGCGGAUGUACCAAGCCAAACUGCCCUUUCAGACACAAGAACAGAGCCCCUUUCUCCGUGAGCGGCCCCAAACGCCCAUCGACAACAAUGGCAACACCAGCAAUCGGCAACAAGAGGCCCCUCAACACAACAAAGCCACCGACAACUACCACACCUGCCAAGUCAUCCUCGUCAACUCCUCUAUUCAAGCUCGCCUCCACAGGUGCCAACACUCAACACACACCGACAACGAUGACGUCGAGAUUGGUACCGACAACAAGGGCGGCUGCGCCACCACCAUUCUCUGCACCACCAUCGUCAUCUUCGUCGUCAUCAUCAUCGUCAGCGCCGCUGUUUGGCCUGAUGCCAUCGCCCUCCCGUGGACCUCACCAGCAACCGCCAGCCGGGGCGCGUGGCAUGCCUUAUGGCCCACAACCAACGCCCGGCCCUGUGUCCCCGCAGCGGCAGUUUCGCCCGGGCCUCAUGGGCCGUCCACCAGCUCCGGCAACGACGAUGAAUGCGCCGCCCUACUCGGCCCUGCCAACACCACACGCAACACCAGUCACAGCCACAACAACGCCCACAUCGCCGCCAAUGGGCAGGUUUGCCCCCGUGUCGCGCCCGCGUCCGCCCACAACAGCGGCGGCGGCGGGGACAGCAAUGCCGCCCCAACACAUGCGCAUGGGUAUUGGCAUGGGCAUGGGCAGCUACGGGCCGCGAGGACCAACGAUGCCAACGAUGAUGAUGCAGCAGCAGCAGCAGCAGCAGCAGCAGCAGCAACAACAACAGCAGCAGCGUGGGAUGAUGGCUGGGCGUGGCAUUGGGAUGAUGGCAAACGGUCCUGUCGGUGGUGGCCCUGGCAAUGUUGGUCAUGUCACCAUGAUGGGCCGCAAUCCCGGCCUGAUGCAACAUCAGCAACACCCGCAACAUCGCCCAGCCCAUGCGCCGUCUGCUCGCAUGCCGCCACCCCCAACAACAUCAUCAUCAGCGCCAUCAUCAUCGUCUUCUGUGAAUGUGAUUUCGCGCUCUGAGGCGCGCAUGCGGGAGCAGCUCAAGGCCAAGCUCAAGCAGAAGAAGGCCAAGGAACAGCACAAGAUGAAGCAGCAGCAGCAGCAGCAGCAGUUGGAUGGGGCGGCCAAGCCAAAGAACGUGAACGUACGCAAGGAAACGACACACGCACCCGCAGCAGCGGCGGCAGCGGCAUCAACGACCAAGAAGAAGGUACCGGUGCACGCGCGGCUGGAGGGUGUUAAGGUGCCCGGUGGCAGCAAUACCAAGGCCGCUGCUCCGACAACCAAGAAGCCCAAUGCGGCAGCUGCAAAGGCGACACCAGCAACAACGGCUGGAAUAACUGCAGGAGCGGCAGCAGCUAGGAGGGGCAGUGCUGGCGGUAGGCAGGGGAAGAAGAGUGCGGGUGCGCAACUCCUGUUCACGCGAGCAACAUCUGGCCCAGCCGUGGCCAAGGCCGACCCCAGCAGCAAGACAGCGCCGACCAAGAACAAGAACACCGGCAGCGGCGGCGCAGACGGCACUGGCACAGAUGCAGACAAUGCUGCAAAGCGUGCCAAGCUCAUCAUGCCACCUGUCCCCAAGCGCAACAAGCAACAGCAGCAGCAGCAGGUUGCGCAGAAGCUGGCUGCUACUGGCCAGAAGACUACGACCAGCCCUGCCGCCAGCAGCAGCGGCAGUGGUGGUGGUGGUGCGACCUUUGAGGUUCUUCCCCUCUCCCGCAUCCGCCAGUCCAAAAAUGGUGCUGCCAAGGCCUCCUCCUCCUCCUCCUCCUCCACUGCAACAGCGGCGGCGGUAGCUACAAAGGCAGCAGGUUCAGCGACGACGACGACGACGGCAACGACGACGGCAACGACGACAGCAGCAGUGGCGUCAGCAGCAGGUAAAGCUGGUGGCCGAACGAGCCCGAAGCGGCGGGUGUCUGGCACGCCGUCAUCAGCGUCAACAGCGGGUGGCGAAGCGGUGGCAGCGAAGAAGGCAAAGGUCGCAACAACGUCAACACCAGCACCAGCGCCAGUGUUCACGAUCAAGCGCCUCGCAGAUAUCAAGAAGGAGCAGCCAAUCAAGUCACCCAAAACAGCAGUCACCGCGCCAGCAAAAACCGAGCCCAUGACAAAAAAGGCAAAGGCGUCGGCAAAGCGACCUUCAACAGCCAAGCCAGCGACGCCGACGACGACGACGACAUCGACGACGACGACGACACCGACUUUGCAAACCCUGAAGAAGAAGGAAACAACCCCUGCCAAAACGCCAACGCCAACUCCAACGACAGCGGCGCCUGCUGCAACGAGCAAAGCAUCAGCAUCGACUAAGCCGGUGGUGGCGGCGACCAAACCGCAACCACAGCAGCAGCAGCAGCAGCAGCAGCAGCAGCAGGCGAAGACGAAGGCGAAGCGAGCGUCAACGACGACAACGACGACGACCCCUAAGCAGCAAACAGCCCCAGUCAAGGGCACAAGCACAGCAGCAACGCCAACAACAACAGCCGGCGCUGCGGCGGUUGUGAAAAAGAAGAUUGCAACCACCGCUGCCACCGCUGGCAAGAAGGCACCAGCAAAAGCACCAGCAGCGACAGCUACAAAGACAACAACACCGUCCACCGCGACCACGACCACGACCACGACAACCAAGCCAGCGAAGACGACCAAGAAGAAGGCGGUGGCUACGGCGGCAAGCAACACGGCUGCUGCUGCAAAGCCAGCGCCAACCAAAGCCGGUGUUCGCAGGCCGAGCAGCGCAGGGAAGCCCGCUGUUGUGUCGAAGGCAAAGGCACCCGCAACGGCACCCGCAACGACAGCAGCAGCAGCCGUGUCGACAAAGAAGAAGACGACGGCGGCACAAGCUGUGAAUGCCAGCACCGCGAAGCCACCGCAGCGCACGCCAGCAACUGCAUCAAAACCAUCCACAACCGCUGCAGUAGCCAAGAAGAAAAAGGCAGCGGUGUCCACGACAGCGACAACCAAGGCGGCCCCUGCUGCCAAGAAAGCAGCAGCGCCCGCAGCCAACGCAAAGCCGGCAACAGCUACCAAACCAGCUGCCACAACAGCGAAGCCAGCGGCGGCGACAACAACCCCGAAGGACAAGAAGACCAAAGACGCAGGAAAGAAGGCAGAACAGGUGAAGAAGGAAGAGCGGAAGGAGACGAAAGACAAAGAUGAUGAGGAGGAUAAGGAGCUGUUCUCGCUUGAAGAGAUUAAGGAAUACAUGCAGAAGAAAAAGCCUUCAGAGGACACGCACGACGUGGACUUUACAGAUCCAAAUGACGACGAAGGCUUUGAGUUGCUGAUGGGACUUUGAACGACCACGCCCAUGCAACAGUCGUUUUGGGUGUUUGGCCCUGCUGUCACGCGUUCCAGAAAUCGUCAUGCGAGGACAACAUGUGUGCACAACCACUGCCCGCGUGCGACCUUCCUUAUGCAUGUGUCCCUGUGCCUGAUUUGACUUUUAAUUUGUGUCUGUCUACGUGCAGUUGUCUACGUGUUCCCCGAGUGGGUCAGUCAGUUACCACAACUUCCAAAAGUACAUGAAAUAUUCAAACAGGGAACACCUGCUGCUUGAACGCAAUCA